Molecule: messenger RNA, 2713 nt
Organism: Planococcus citri (citrus mealybug)
Lineage: Eukaryota; Metazoa; Arthropoda; Insecta; Hemiptera; Pseudococcidae
Gene: fwe
Product: Calcium channel fwe
Exons: 6
Coding region: 258-839 (193 amino acids)
Biological process (GO): vesicle-mediated transport
Cellular component (GO): membrane
Source: RefSeq, a predicted model, not a curated record
GACGUAUACAGAAACACAAUUUUUUUUUCAGUGGUAAAAAUUCAACUUGGGUAUGUAAUUUUUCGCAAAAUAAACGAAUUUUUAGUAAAAACUGCCUCGUAUAGUAAAUUAAUAUUCGAUAAUUGCUUCUUCGAAAGAAUACCAUUGAACUUUUCUAUCGUACCCAACUUCUAACCCCAAUUUCCUCAGGUAUUCCGGGGGUGAUCAGCAGCAUUUGAACUCGCAUUGUUUUUCAAAAGACCUGAAAUAUCUACAAAAUGUCUUUCGCCGAAAAGAUCGGUGCUCUCAUGGCAAGGCCCAACGAUGAUCUUGUAAACAAAGAUGAAGUUCCAUGGUGGCUGAAAUAUUCCGCUAGAGGAUUAGGCACAGUUGGCGGAGGCCUUGCUUUGUUUCUCGGUAUAUUCAAUAUUAUCACUAGUUUUCUGACCUUUAGUUGCAUUCUCGCUGGAAUAAUGCAAGCGAUCGUCGCGUUUACAGUUCUUGCCAUAGAGGCUCCUUGCUGUUGUAUGUUCGUAGACUACGUUCAAGAUGCCAGUAAUUAUGUCGAGAAACGCCCGUAUUGGAAUAGAGCAGCUUAUUACAUGCUAGGAGCGUUGAUACCAUUCUUCAUGUGUUUCUCGUUCAGCAUAUUCUUCGGUAGCGGUUUGAUAUUCGCGACUGGUGUUCUGUAUGGAAUGAUGGCUCUGGGCAAAAAGGCUUCAUCGGAGGAAAUGCGAAACAACGCGGCUACCGUUUAUUCCACCAACCAGCAAUUCCCUCCAGCGGCGGCAUCUAAUUCGAAUCUGGUCGAAGGUGCACAACCAGUUAGUUUUUCGAAUCCGUUCGAUAGUCGCGUCUAAGUCUUUAGCUUCUUUUAUUUUUGUUUUUUCAUCGUAAUUCGAAUUCGCAUUUUUUUUUAAAUUUUUGUUUCGAAAUUAUAACUUGUUACUGUGGAUCGGUAAAAUAAUAGUCAUAAUCUAAGAUAUUAAUUUAUCCAGCUUUAUACAAUACUUAUUUAUCAUUGUAUAAUAAUUUAUUUAUAUAAACAAUGUAUUUUUCUAAGGCCUAAUUUUACGUUUGAUAAGUUGCAUUGUUCUCAGAGAACUUGAAGCAAUUUUAAGUAUUUGAAGAGUGAUAUUCCAAAACUCGCUUUGUCCAUUUUCAUCAAAGUUGGGUUUUCAGUGGUAUCUGGUAGAUGAAGUAUCAACUCACAUUCCUACAUCAUCAACCUACCAAAAUGAGGUGUUAAACUCACCUAAACAGCCAAUUCACUAAAAAUUUUUAAAAAAAUAAUGUUCCAAAGCGCGCUUUGUCCAUUUUUAUUGAAAUUUUUUUCAGCAGUAUUUAGUGGAUGAAAUGUAUACCUACACUCCUACAUCAUAAAUCCACCCAAAUAAAGUGCUAAACUCGCCUAAAAAGCCAAUUUACCCGUUUAAAGGGAAACUGUUUUUCCUCUCUCCUGAAAAGUUGUGAAAAUGGACAAAGCGAGUUUUGGAAUAUCACUCUUCAUUUUUAGUACAAUUCUUUACGUUGACGAAUGUAUUAUCGUUGUUAUAUUGUUGUAUUAUUACAAUAUUGUUUUUUUUCCUUUUCCUCUUUCCUUCUCUCCUCGUGUGUGAUUUCUUUAUCUCCCUGGCGGUAAUCAGGUCACGUAUUUAUUAGUUGAAGAUUUUGUUAUACUGCCUAAAUAUAAGGUAAUUAUUAAUUAUACGUACUAAUAGGAGUAUUUUGUUCCGAAUGUUGCAUAAUUAACGGUCAAAAUUUUUCAUAUCAUUGUUAUGUAAUAUUUUUAUAUCAUUCCAGUUACACUUUCAAACGGAUCGGGAGUUUCUACAGCGAUCGUAUCGAUCCUGGUUAAGUUUUAUGUAUUUGUAUUGUUGAUAAGCUUGGGCUUUUCUUUUUUAGUUUUAUAUUUACGAAUUAAAUACAUUGUAGAAAUAGUCGAGCAGCAUUCUCUAUCGCUUAUUAUGUUGUCUCGUAAAUAGAAUAUUUCGAAGAAAAAAAUACGAGUAAUCGAGUAGGCACUCUACCUACUCGAUCAACAUAUUGGCAUAUUUUAGAUAAAAUUCUCUAACAAUGUUCACUUUUAUAUACGUACGAGUUUUGAAAAAAAUUAUACCAUCUAUUCAUGAGUCACAUAAUCGUAUUUAUAUUUUCACCGAUUCCAAAACGAUACUCGUAAUUGCACCUUCUUCUUUAUGGAUUUUUAAUCGCUUUCAAAUUAGUUAAUUAUAUUUAUAUUCGGAAGAGGGAUCUGAUUGCGAGUAGUUUUUAUUUACGAGACGUUCGCUAUGUAUUAAUUAUUGUAAGGCUUAUAAGAGUUUUGAUAACGGUAACCAUUUAUAAAAGUUUAUGGAAUAAGUAAAAGACUGAAAACUUUCCUCUUCAGAAAAUAAAAACCACACGAGCGAAUUUCUUGACGUCAAUUGAGUAGAUAAUGGAAACUGCAUUUAAUUUUAUUUAAAAUGUGUGUAUAGAUUAGUAAAAUCGAGUCACUUACUAAGUUCCUUUACUGUAUUCCAUCACUCUAAUAGAGAGAAUUUUACUACUUAAUUAUUUUUUUCCUUCUUGAAUACGAGCAGCAUUAUGUAAUAAUAUGUAAUAACAGUUAUGGUAGGUACUAGAAUUAUUUUUUAUUUUAUCUAUGAUCGCUCAGUUUUCAUCGCGUAGGUAAUAUAAUUUUGUUAAAUAACCAUCAUUCCAUACGCUAAGAAUAAAAUGCAAUAGUAUUUUA